AUGUACAUAAUAUAAUCAAUGCUUGCAGUGUUACACGUCGUUUAUCAACUCAUACAAUAAUUUCAGAACUUAAUUUUUUGUGCUACAUACUAGUCAUAUAAAAAACUCUUUUUUGCGGCAUCGACAUUUACUUUAAUUAAGUGAAUCAGUUAAAGAGGAGUAAUGGAUACCAGUGGCAUUGUUCCAGACAUCAUUGAUGUUAUACCUAAGGCACGACUGGAGGUCAGUUAUCCAAGCGGUGCAAAGGUGGAGCUGGGCAAAGAAAUCACUCCAAUUGAGGUGAAGGACGAACCUACAGUUACUUGGGAAGCAGAUAAUGAUGCUCUAUAUACUUUGAUAAUGGUCGAUCCAGACGCACCAUCGCGUGCUGAGCCCACAUUCCGUGAAAUUCUACAUUGGCUUGUAGUUAAUAUUCCAGGAAAUGAAGUAACGCAAGGUGAAACUAUUGCUGCUUAUGCAGGCUCUGCACCUCCACAGGGAACUGGACUGCAUCGCUACAUUUUUCUGGUCUUUAAGCAGGCGGGAAAGAUUGAUACUACGAACAUUAAUCCAAAGAUUACAACACGCGAAGGCCGCCGCAAUGCAAAUACUAGGCAAUACAUCGCCAAAUACAAUUUAGGUGAACCGGUCGCUGGAAAUUUCUAUCAGGCACAAUACGAUGACUACGUGGGAAUACUAAGAGCGAAGUGGGCCAGCGAGGCAAAUAAGGCAUAAUUUUUUUUUCUGUGAAAUAAAUACAUGUGUAGAAUAAUUAAAAAGGCUGUAAAAUUAAUUCGGGAAAAAAAUAAAUUGAAAUGUAUUUAUUAGCUUCUUGUUGUUCAGGGCUAUCGCUGAAUCCAUCGCAGUCCGAUUUUCGUGAAAUCUACGAAAAUUCGAUUACUGAAUCUGAAUCGCUACGAACAUGUGUAUUCAAAGUUUGUGCUGCGUUCGAGUAAAUUCGGAUUCCGCGAUAUCAUUUUCGAAGAUUUAACGAAAAUUUGCACUUGCUUGGAUUCAGUGAUGACCUUAAUUAUGUUGAAGCAUAUUGAAUAAUCACGUUUGUAAACAAGUUGAGA
Messenger RNA from Rhagoletis pomonella (apple maggot), 1055 nucleotides. RefSeq names its product protein D2-like. NCBI's taxonomy places the organism in Eukaryota, Metazoa, Arthropoda, Insecta, Diptera, Tephritidae. The record is from RefSeq and is a predicted model, not a curated record. The coding region runs from base 163 to 714 and encodes 183 amino acids. The transcript has 3 exons.